This is a messenger RNA of Lachancea thermotolerans CBS 6340, 555 nucleotides long. RefSeq names its product riboflavin kinase (gene FMN1). The record is from RefSeq and is a predicted model, not a curated record. The transcript has a single exon. Gene Ontology annotation, molecular function: riboflavin kinase activity. The coding region runs from base 1 to 555 and encodes 184 amino acids. Gene Ontology annotation, cellular component: mitochondrion. Gene Ontology annotation, biological process: riboflavin biosynthetic process; FMN biosynthetic process. NCBI's taxonomy places the organism in Eukaryota, Fungi, Ascomycota, Saccharomycetes, Saccharomycetales, Saccharomycetaceae.
AUGCCAAGAACUGCCGACGUACCCAUUCCUGACUUUCCUCAAAACCCCUAUCCGAUAACCACCGAGUUCUGCGACAUAGUUUGCGGGUUCGGCCGCGGGUCUUCUGAAUUGGGUGUUCCUACGGCAAACGUGCUAUUUGAACAAGUCCCUAAGGUGGUGGAAAGCCUACCUCUCGGCGUCUUUUUCGGAUUUGCAAGACUGGUGCAAGCGAAAAAAGGCUCUAAGAGAACGCUUCGGAGGCCGGACGGAUCUCAUGUUGAUUUUAACUUUGGACAAUCUCUUUCAGAUGAGGAAAUGCAAGUUUGGCCUGUUGUACUUUCGAUUGGCCUCAAUCCCUUCUACCAAAACGAUACAAAGACUGUGGAGCUGCACAUUAUACACAAGUUUGGACAUGACUUCUACGGUGCCAAAGUCAAAUUCAACAUAUUAGGCUACAUUAGGCCCGAACUCGAUUACACGACCAAAGAGGCCCUGAUAAAAGACAUUAAAACCGACAUAAAAAUAGCGACCAACACCUUGGCAAAACCAGGGUACAAAGCCUAUAAUAAGUUAUGA